CCACUCUGAAGACCAAUAAAUGAUAGGAGCAAAGUCUAUAAUAAUAGAGUCUUCCAAACGCCUGGAGUCCUGCGACACGAUGGUCAUGGCGACGUUCAUUGCUUCCGUUCUUCUAUCUUCCAUGCUCGUCACAACUGCUAUUGCCGUCGGCGUCUUCAGCGUCAAGUACAAAUACGCCGGUCAGGAACGUUCUCUGGCUGCUUUCAAAGAGCACGACCGUAACCGCCAGCUCCAUAUCCUCGCCGUCGCUGGUAUUGACCUCCCUCUCGGUAGCUCCAGUCGCCUUGACCCCGUCGGGCUUUAUUAUGCUGAGAUUGGACUUGGAACACCGACGCAGAACUAUUAUUUGCAAGUGGAUACAGGAAGUGACAUUAUGUGGGUAAAUUGCAUUGAAUGUAAGGAAUGCCCCAAAACAAGUUCUCUCGGCAUAGAUCUUAAACUGUAUAACGUAAAUGAUUCAUCCACUGGGAAAAUGGUUUCGUGUGAUCAAGACUUUUGCCGGGAGAUAAAUGGAGCUCAAUUGCCUGAUUGUAAAGCCAAUAUGUCAUGUCUAUAUCUUGAGAUAUAUGGAGAUGGAAGCUCUACUGCAGGAUACUUUGUAACUGAUGUUGUGCAGUAUGACCGUGUGUCUGGUGAUCUUCAAACAACGUCAGGAAAUGGAAGUCUGGUAUUUGGGUGUGGUGCUAGACAAUCUGGGAAUCUUGAUUCAUCUAAUGAAGAAGCACUGGAUGGGAUACUUGGUUUUGGAAAAUCAAAUUCAUCGGUAAUUUCUCAGCUUGCUGGUUCUGGGGAGAUGAAAAAGAUGUUUGCCCAUUGCUUAGAUGGGAUCAAGGGAGCUGGCAUCUUCGCUAUUGGUCAUGUUGUGCAACCAAUAGUUAACAUGACUCCUUUGGUGCCAAAUCAGUCACAUUAUAAUGUCAAUAUGACAGCAGUUCAAGUUGGUGUCAAUUUCCUAAAUCUUACGACAGAUUUAUUUGAGGUAGGCGAAAGAGGGACAAUAAUAGACAGUGGAACAACCUUGGCAUAUCUCCCUGAAAUGGUUUAUGAGCCAUUAGUCAGCAAGAUAAUCUCUCAGCAGCCUGAUUUGAAAGUCUUCACAGUUCGUGAUGACUAUACCUGCUUUCAAUAUUCUGGAAGUCUUGAUGAAGGAUUUCCAAAUGUCACUUUUCAUUUUCAAAACUCAGUUCUUCUGAAUGUUUAUCCACAUGAGUACCUAUUCCCAUAUGAAGGUUUGUGGUGUAUCGGCUGGCAAAACAGUGGACUGUUUUCAAAAGAGAGAAAAAAUAUAACCCUCUUGGGAGAUUUAGUGCUUUCAAGCAAACUGGUUUUAUAUGAUCUAGAAAAUCAGUCCAUUGGAUGGACAGAGUACGACUGCUCCUCAAGCAUUAAAGUGAAGGAUGAACAGACUGGAACAGUACAUCUAGUAGGCUCCCACUAUAUUUCUUCUGCUUCCAAUCAGAACACGCUGGUUGUUAUAAUUUUGAUUUUCCUAACGACAUUGCUGCCUCAUCUUUUUAACUGACAUGGCACAGAAUGCAAAGGAACAUAGACAUUAAGAUAUAGGGAAAAUUUUCAUACUAAAAUGAAAAUAAAAAGAUUCAUCAGGACAUAGUACAUUCAAAACUUGACACACACAACUUGUAUACAUAGAUCUUCAUGUAAUACCUUGGACUCUACCUCUGAAGGAAAUAGUGCAUUCUUCCUAAAUUUCAGACAUGCUGUGAUAUGGUCCUCUCCAUAAAAAAAAAAUGGAGGAGGGGAAUUGUAUUAUAUCUAGCUUUAACUCUGCUGAAGGAAAUAAAGCUUUUUAAAGUUU
Rubroshorea leprosula is the source of this 1816-nucleotide messenger RNA. The record is from the annotation of a GenBank genome assembly. NCBI's taxonomy places the organism in Eukaryota, Viridiplantae, Streptophyta, Magnoliopsida, Malvales, Dipterocarpaceae.